AUGACAGUUUCAGACGUUUAUCGUCCUCCUCUAUUCAGUAUUGCGCCGAUGAUGGGAUGGACAGACAAUCACUACAGAACACUAGCACGUCUUAUAUCAAAACACGCGUGGCUAUACACGGAAAUGUUAGCAGCUGAAACCAUUGUGUAUCAAGAAGAAAACCUGGAUAACUUUUUGGCAUUCUCUCCUGACCAGCAUCCGAUCGUUCUUCAAAUUGGUGGAAGAAACCUGGAAAAUUUGGCGAAAGCAACCAGGCUUGCUAAUGCUUACAGCUAUGAUGAAAUUAAUUUCAACUGUGGAUGUCCAAGCCCAAAAGUAAGUGGACGAGGUUGUUUUGGUGCUGUACAUAUGCUGAACCCAAAGUUUGUUGGUGAGGCUAUGUCUGUCAUUGCUGCCAAUACCAAUGCAGCCGUCACUGUCAAAUGUCGAAUAGGUGUUGAUGAUCACGAUUCAUAUAAUGAGCUUUGUGAUUUCAUUCAUAUCGUUUCUUCAUCAUCUCCUACUAAGCAUUUCAUCAUACAUUCACGAAAGGCGCUAUUGAAUGGACUUAGCCCGGCAGAUAACCGUCGAAUUCCUCCCUUAAAAUACGAGUAUUUCUUUGCCCUUUUGCGUGAUUUCCCGGACUUGAAGUUCACAAUAAAUGGAGGCAUAAACUCUGUGGUUGAGGCAGAGGCGGCAAUAAGGUCUGGAGCUCAUGGCGUUAUGAUUGGACGUGCUGCAUAUUACAAUCCCUGGCACAUUUUGGGACACGUAGAUACUUUAAUAUAUGGAUCUCCAAGCAGUGGGAUUACAAGGCGACAGGUUCUUGAAAAAUAUCAAGUCUAUGGGGAAUCGGUUCUCGAGAAAUAUUGUAAAGGCCGACCAAAUCUUCGUGAUAUAGUGAGGCCAUUGAUCAAUCUGUUCCACUCGGAGCUUGGAAAUGGCCAGUGGAAACGUAGAACCGAUGCUGCUCUCUUGCAUUGCACCACAAUGAAAUCGUUCUUGGACGAAGUGUUACCGGCAAUACCAGACUUUGUCCUCGAUUCAUCUGUUGUGAAAGAAGCGACUGGGCGUGAAGAUCUCUUUGCAGAUGUACGACGUUUGUUGCCACCUCCUUACGAAAAAGAAUCACAGAAGCUUGAAAAGUCUGACAAAGAGACAUGUAAUUCUUGA
Microthlaspi erraticum is the source of this 1152-nucleotide messenger RNA. Lineage: Eukaryota; Viridiplantae; Streptophyta; Magnoliopsida; Brassicales; Brassicaceae. The record is from the annotation of a GenBank genome assembly.